GACCCCAGCGUCGCGCGUACAGAGAGGAAGAUCAAGCAAGCACCAGAGGGGGGCUACGAACGAAGGGGAGCGGUCAAUAGGUGAGUCACAAUAUACCAUCGAGGCAUGAUGGAGUUGUUUGAUCGGAUAUCAGGGGACCCAUUGCCCGCCUGUUCCUGUCCCUCUGGAAAAGUCCCUUCCUUUUUUUAUAUCCUCUCGUCUCGAACUUCUCCUUUUGCGUUCGUGCUUUGCGAUACAUCCAUACAGACAGACGGUAAUACGUUGCGUCGUCCUGCCAUUGUUUCUUGUUGCUCUCGCUAGGGGCAAGAAUAUAGCCGCCACGAUACGACCUAUACUAGUGGUAUAACAUCGUGCUUCGCCUCUUCAUCUAUUUUCCCCUCUGUGACAAGGAGCAACGACGUUGUCCAGAGACAAACAUAUCCCAUCCAUCCCAUCCAGCACCUCCUGAGACGCCGAUCCGCCCGCCCAAAAACCUUGGGGCCAAAAACCUCGGGACCGACCUGCGACAUUGAUCAUAAUACCACCUCACCAACGAGGGGCCACCUUGGAAUAGAAAAGAAAAAAAGGAGGGAAAACAAUCGACACCCGACACCCCAUCCGAAAACUUUAUAAAAAGGAACCAAGAAGCAAGACCCAAGAAACCACCCCUGAUGGGUAUCUUCACCAAGACCAAACCAGAAAUGGCCCGCGAGACCCCCAAGACAGGCUCAAGCGAAGAAGGCAGCCAACCCCCCUCCUCGGACUCAGGCGCAGCAGGCGCGGCAGAGCCCCAGCGCCCCGGCACCUCGGGCACGGAGAUGCUCCUCGUCAACAACCGGCAGCGGGCGUCGGUGCGGCUCCGCGACGCGCAGCGGAAAGAGCGCGCCUACAAGACCAAGAAGCGCAGCACGCAGGCGCGGGCCAACUGGGGCGCGGCCAAGCAGCACUUUAAAGAAGGCUUCGCGCACAACACCAACGGGCUGAAGCUCACGUGGCGCGUCGUCAGCUCCGUGGGCUACCUGUUCCGCGCCAAGAACGACAAGCUCAAGGCCGAGGCGGAGGAGAAGCGCCGGAUGCGGGCCGCGGACAAGCAGCGGCGGCUGGAGGAGAGGCUCAGGCGGGAGAAGGAGCUUGCUGAGAAGGAGGCGGCUGGGGAGGGGGAGGGCGAGGGGGCCAAGAAGGAGGGGGAGGGGGAGGCUGAGGCUGCUGCGUGA
Messenger RNA from Diaporthe batatas, 1193 nucleotides. RefSeq lists its product as uncharacterized. The record is from RefSeq and is a predicted model, not a curated record. NCBI's taxonomy places the organism in Eukaryota, Fungi, Ascomycota, Sordariomycetes, Diaporthales, Diaporthaceae. The coding region runs from base 651 to 1193 and encodes 180 amino acids. The transcript has a single exon.